Setaria italica (foxtail millet) is the source of this 1377-nucleotide messenger RNA. RefSeq names its product zingipain-2. Gene Ontology annotation, molecular function: cysteine-type endopeptidase activity. NCBI's taxonomy places the organism in Eukaryota, Viridiplantae, Streptophyta, Magnoliopsida, Poales, Poaceae. Gene Ontology annotation, cellular component: lysosome. The transcript is spliced from 4 exons. The coding region runs from base 108 to 1214 and encodes 368 amino acids. The record is from RefSeq and is a predicted model, not a curated record.
UGAGAGACGCAUCAAUUCAGAGAUACUUUUCUCUUCCCGCUCGCCUGUCAACUCUCGCCGAUCCAGCGAGCUUGAGGUCAAUCCAAACCAGUAGUCCAGGGAUCGCCAUGCGUUCACCACGCUCCGCUGCGCCGGCCGCGGCGCUGCUCGCGCUCACGGUGGCACUGUCCGCGUCCGUCGCCAUCGCCGUCGCGGCGCCGCUGGAGCGGGCGGACGAGGAGGUGCGGCGGCUCUACGAGGCGUGGAGGUCGGAGCACGUCCGGCCGCGCUGCAACUGCGACCGGGCCCGCGAGGAGGACCGGCUGCGGCUGGAGGUGUUCCGCGCCAACCUCCGCUACAUCGACGCGCACAACGCGGAGGCGGACGCGGGGCUCCACACCUUCCGCCUCGGCCUCACCCCCUUCGCCGACCUCACCCUGGAGGAGUUCAUCCGCCGCGCCCUCGGCUUCCGCAACGCCACGGCGGCACCCCGGGCCCCGAGCACCCGCUACCUGCCCCGCGCCGGCGACGACCUCCCCGACGCCGUCGACUGGCGCCUGCAGGGCGCCGUCACCGAGGUCAAGAACCAACAGCAAUGCGGUGGGUGCUGGGCGUUCUCGGCGGUGGCAGCCAUGGAGGGGAUCAACAAGAUCGUGACUGGCAACCUCGUGUCGCUCUCGGAGCAGGAGUUGAUUGACUGCGACAGCCAGGACAGCGGCUGCAAUGGCGGAGACAUGGGCAAUGCUUUCCAGUUCGUGAUCAACAAUGGUGGGAUCGACACCGAGGCCGACUACCCCUUCAUCGGAACUGACGCGACUUGUGAUGCCAUCAGGGAAAACAAAAAGGUCGUGUCCAUAGAUUCAUACGAGAUGGUGCCACCCAACAAUGAGAAGGCGUUGCAGAAGGCGGUGGCGAACCAGCCCGUUAGUGUCGCCAUUAACGCAGCCAGCCCUGCAUUCCAGCACUAUAUCUCGGGCAUCUUCAACGGGAUAUGUGGGCUGAAGCUGGACCACGGCGUGACGGCGGUGGGCUACGGCAGCGAGGACGGCGAGGACUUCUGGAUCGUGAAGAACUCGUGGGGCCCCGGGUGGGGUGAGGCCGGCUACAUCCGCAUGGCGCGCAACGUGUUCUUGCCCAUGGGCAAGUGCGGCAUCGCCAUGGACGCGUCGUACCCGGUGAAGAAUGGCCCCAACCCGACGGCCAAGGCUGGGAUUGUUAAGAUGGCUCUUGCCUAGGCAGGCUGCUGACCUAGCACUUUAAAGUUGCUCGUUUACAAGUUUGUUAUUGUGAGUUGUGAUGCAUGAUGGAUCUCAUUAACUUUUACUCCUAUGCAACACCGAAAAUAAACUAUUAGUAAAGUUAUGUAAUAAAUAAAUUCAUUUUGAUGGAAAACUGUGA